Messenger RNA from Amphiprion ocellaris (clown anemonefish), 4994 nucleotides. It is a transcript of the gene plod3, whose product is annotated as procollagen-lysine, 2-oxoglutarate 5-dioxygenase 3. Gene Ontology annotation, molecular function: iron ion binding; procollagen-lysine 5-dioxygenase activity; procollagen glucosyltransferase activity. The coding region runs from base 125 to 2326 and encodes 733 amino acids. The transcript is spliced from 19 exons. Gene Ontology annotation, biological process: peptidyl-lysine hydroxylation. Gene Ontology annotation, cellular component: endoplasmic reticulum. The record is from RefSeq and is a predicted model, not a curated record. NCBI's taxonomy places the organism in Eukaryota, Metazoa, Chordata, Actinopteri, Pomacentridae.
CUCUGUUGACAUGAAUUUAUCCCGUCGGGAAAACUCGGGACGUAUCGCGAUACUGGAGGCGGAGGAGAGCUACGGUGAAGUGUCGGUUUGAACGGAGCAUUUAACGGGUUUCAGCGGCAGCAGAAUGUCCUCCUGGCGGAUCCUCUGCCUCGCGGCUCUCGCCUUCUUCCAGAGCUCCACGUCGGCCGAGAAGCGGAGGCUGUCUCCAGAAAACCUGCUGGUGAUCACCGCGGCAACCGAGGAGACGGAUGGAUUCCAGCGCUUCAUGAGGACAGCGAGAGAAUUCAACUAUACGGUGAAGGUGCUGGGUCUGGGGGAGGACUGGAAGGGAGGAGACGUUGCACGGACAGUUGGUGGAGGUCAGAAGGUCCGAUGGCUGAAGAAGGAGCUGCUCAAACACUCAGACAACAAGGACCUGGUCGUCAUGUUCGUGGACAGUUACGACGUGAUCUUUGCGUCCGGACCCGAGGAGCUGCUCUCCAAGUUCUCCCGACUCGGUCACCAGGUGGUUUUCUCAGCUGAAGGUUUCUGCUGGCCCGACCAGCGCCUGGCCUCCAAAUACCCCGAAGUGCAUUCUGGGAAACGCUACCUGAACUCCGGAGGGUUCAUCGGCUUCGCUGCGGACCUCAGCGCCAUCGUCCAGCAGUGGAAGUACAAAGACAACGACGACGACCAGCUGUUCUACACCAGGAUCUUCCUGGACAAGACGCAGAGGACCAAGUUCAAUAUAACUCUGGAUCAUCGCUCCAGAAUCUUCCAGAACCUGAACGGAGCUGUUGAUGAGGUGGUCCUGAAGUUUGAGCGGGCGAAGGUCCGAGCGAGGAACGUGGCCUACGACACGCUGCCCGUCAUCAUCCACGGCAACGGACCCACCAAGCUGCAGCUGAACUACCUGGGAAACUAUGUCCCCACGGCCUGGACCUACGAGAACGGCUGUGGGAUCUGCGACGAUGAUCUGCUGUUCUUCACCGACGUACCUGACGAGGAGCUGCCGCUGGUGUACGUAGCCGUCUUCAUCGAACACGCCACGCCCUUCAUGGAGGAGUUCCUGGACCGACUGACCACGCUGAACUACCCGACCGACAGGAUCCGCCUCUUCAUCCACAACAACGUGGUGUACCACGAGCGCCACAUCCAGAAGUUCUGGGAGCGAUACCGGGCCCUGUUCCCUGACGCCCUGCUGGUCGGACCAGAGGAGGACCUGAAGGAGGACAAGGCCAGAACCAUGGCUGUCGAGGCCUGUAAGAAGGAUCCAGAGUGCGACUACUACUUCAGCAUUGACUCCGACGUGGCUUUAACGAACCCUGACACUCUGAGGAUCCUGAUCGAGGAGAACAAGUCGGUGAUAGCGCCAAUGCUGUCCAAACAUGGGAAGCUGUGGAGCAACUUCUGGGGCGCUCUGAGUCCUGAAGGAUAUUACUCCAGAUCUGAGGACUACAUUGAGAUCGUACAGGGCAAGAGGAUCGGUCUGUGGAACGUGCCUUACAUCACUCAGGCUUACCUGAUCAAAGGCAGCAUGCUGCGAUCCAAACUGUCCCAGGUGAGCCUGUAUGUGGACGAUGGGAUGGACCCAGACAUGGUGUUCUGUCGGAGCAUCCGAGACCAGGGCGUCUUCAUGUUUGUGUCCAACCGGGACGAGUUUGGUCGUUUGGUGGCGUCGGCCAACUUCAACACGUCCAGGCUGCACCCGGACAUGUGGCAGAUCUUUGACAACCCCAUGGACUGGAAGGAGAAAUAUGUCCACGAGAACUACUCCAAGAUCUUCGAGGAUGAGAAGAGCUUCGUGGAGCAGCCCUGUCCAGAUGUUUACUGGUUUCCAGCUUUCUCAGAAAAGAUGUGUGACCAUCUGGUGGAGACCAUGGAGGACUAUGGCGAGUGGUCUGGAGGAUCACACAAGGACGAGCGACUGGCCGGCGGUUAUGAAAACGUCCCGACUGUGGACAUCCACAUGAACCAGAUUGGCUUUGAGAAGGAGUGGCUCAAAUUUCUCAAAGAGUACAUCGCUCCAGUCACCGAAAAACUGUAUCCAGGAUAUUACCCCAAGGCUCAGGCCAUCAUGAACUUUGUGGUGCGUUACCGUCCUGAUGAGCAGCCGUCUCUGCGGCCGCAUCACGACUCCUCCACUUUCACCAUCAACAUCGCCUUGAACAAUAAAGGCGUCGACUAUGAGGGCGGAGGCUGCAAGUUCCUGAGGUACGACUGUAAGGUGGAGUCUCCCAGGAAGGGCUGGUCCUUCAUGCACCCCGGCCGCCUGACGCACUACCACGAAGGGCUUCCCACCACCAGGGGGACCAGAUAUAUCAUGGUGUCUUUUGUGGACCCCUAACAAAACCCCUAAGCUGUGUGUGCAUGUGUGAGUGAGAGUGUGUGAGAGAACAUCAAUCAACCUCAUCAUCACAAACAAAAACAGAUGUGGUGACCCUGAACGCAUCGCCUUGUUUUAAAUCAUUUCAACGUGUCUUCUCGUCAGGUGGUCCGACACAUUUCUGUCUCCAUGGCCACUGUUAUGAGAGACCUGUUGUUGUUGUUGACAUUUCACAGUAAGCAUUGACUUAUUUUUAUUCAGAACAAGCAGUCGCGACACCACACAGCAGAUUAUGUGGUCCUGCCAAGCAUUUCAAAAUAAGAGCCUCUCAUAGAGGUCACAAUCAGUCGUCACCAUGCUGCCUUACCUUGAUGCCUGAAUCUAUGCAAGAACACACUCCAUGAUUGUUUGUCUGUCUGUGUGUGCUGGUGCUGUCCAUUAAACUAUACAAACAGCAGGUGGCGUUGCUCCUGCAGGUAACAGCAUGUGUCUGCAGUUUUAGGACCUUUGUCUUUUUGCGUCAACUCAGCCUCCUGAAUUUUGCUACAAUGCUCCAAAAUUCCAACCAGAAUAUAGGUGGUGCUCCACUUACAUCACAAUUCCAUGCCUACGCCGCGACGUAACUCGAUUUUACCAUAAGUUGGAACUCGCACACGGUGUCGAAUGUGGCGUACGACCUGUGAAUGUAAACAAAGCCGUCUUCCUCUUAUAGCGCUGCGUGACGACGUAUUCAUCCGCUCCACUCGCCAACUAGUUCCAGUGCGGAAUUUGUGUUAAAGUUACAAAUGCCGUAUGUCAGAAUGAUGGAACAAGACUUUCUUCACAAAUUUAUGGGUGAUGGUAACGUAACCAUGAAAGGCUGUAGGUCGAGGACGUCAUAAACCGAGGACCUGCUGUACUACAUUAUGUCCUGGAGGUGAACUUGUUCAGCAAAUUCUGUAAUUAGCAUAAUGAGGUCAUUUUCAGGUAAGAUCCCAAACGGAUCGUCUGAGAUCAGACGGUUGAAAAGUCAUUGUUAGCUUGGGGAUAUCCCCAAGCUAACAAUGACUUUUCUGGCCAGAAAUGUGGUCCUUCCUGCAACAGGUGCUUCUUCAUUAUGGUUCGUGUCCACAGGAUCCGUCAAUUUCUCGCAUCCCAUUCAUUGUCUACAUGAAACGCACCGCAAUGAAUGCUGGUUCUGUUGCGGUGCAUUUCGAAAGUCCAAAGCAUUGUGAAACUUUGGUGAAACUGUCGCCUCUUAACUAAAACGAGGACAGAUUGAGCAGAUUAUUUCUCGCGUCAAAUGCUUUCAGAAAUACUUUUUGCUGAACUGUUUUUGGAAUAAAAGAAAGUUUGUGACCGAACCGUCAUGUUGGUCCGAUGCUUCUAACAUACUGCAGCCCAAAGCGCUGUCAUGUGACCAGCUAGUGAUCCGCCCACCAAGCUGGCAAUUUUCAGAUGCGGCAUGUUUACAUGUGAGAAAAACGGAUCCUGUGGACACGUACCGUAAUAUGUCGGAUGUUAACGUGUCAGACGCUAACAUGCUGGAUGUUAAUGUGCUGGACGCUAAUGUGCCAUUGCUAACAUGCCAGGCACUAAAAUGUCAUUGCUAACAUGCCGGACGCUAGCGUGUCAUUGCUAACGUGCCGGACACUAACAUAUCUUACGCUAACAUGUUGGACGCUAACAUGUCGUUAUCGUACCGGACAAUGAUUUGUCAGAUGUUAACGUGUCAUUGCUAACGUGCCGGACACUAACAUAUCUUACGCUAACAUGUUGGACGCUAACAUGUCGUUAUCGUACCGGACAAUGAUUUGUCAGAUGUUAACGUGUCAUUGCUAACGUGCCAGACACUAACAUAUCUUGCGCUAACAUGUCAGAUGAUAACGUGUCAUCGCUAACGUGUCAUCGCUAACAUGUUGGAUGUUAACGUGCCAGACACUAUAGUGUCUUUUCCUAUCAUGUCAGAUGCUAACAUGUUGUCGCUAACGUGCCGGACACUAACAUAUCUUCCGCUAACCUGUCCGCUGCUAAUGUGGCGUCGCUAACGUGUGUUCAAUAACAUGCCAGACAUUAACAUGCCAGAUACUAACAUCAGAAAUGUGGUCCUUCCUGCAACAGGUGCUGCUCCCUCAGUUAUUUCAGUAGGUGGCGCUGUCGUGAUAAACAAGGUCCUAGAAAUGCGAUGCUGCAGCUGUGGUCCUGGAAAUGCAGCUCCUGCAGGGGGCGCUGCUCUCUGGUAGUCCCAGCACACAGAGUCCUCUACAGGAUGAUGUUCCGUGUUUGUUGUUACCGUGGCAACCAGCAGCUGACUGGGUCAAUCAGAGGGUCUGUUAGAGUUGAAGUCUGUAGAGUGAAUGUGUUGUAGAGAGCAGAACUUUAAAGUCUGUAAACUGAGUUUUCAGGGGGUGAAACUCCACUUUGAGAUGUUUUAAACUGUUACCGGGGAAACGCUAAAGGCCUUUUUAUAUUUCACAUCCUAAUCUUUGUUGUUUAGUUUUUUAAAUCCACCUCUUCGUGUUUCCGUCAUGGUGCCAAACUGUCAUCUCCUCGCAGGAUAUUUUAAAAAAGCAAAAGUUUGUCUGUGUGGGGAGCGAGAUUUCCACCCGACGCCUCGAGUUUUCAGUCCAUACGAGGAAUCAGCUUUGUACAAACUGCAUUAAAUUAUUGUGUUGAGAUUUUAAUUAAAAAAAAAAAAACUGUGCUGAAA